Molecule: messenger RNA, 1866 nt
Organism: Halichondria panicea
Lineage: Eukaryota; Metazoa; Porifera; Demospongiae; Suberitida; Halichondriidae
Product: complement decay-accelerating factor transmembrane isoform-like
Exons: 7
Coding region: 1324-1731 (135 amino acids)
Source: RefSeq, a predicted model, not a curated record
CAAUAGUGGUCAGACAAUGUGGCUACUGGCUAAUGUUAUAUUAGCUGUACCUUACACACUGAAGCCUUAUAGAUCUUUGGCAAUGCGGUGGUACGAUUAUGUCUAAUAUCUCAUACAACAAGGCACAUCUGCAGAGGAGCAUUUUUAUCAGUUGCUGCAAUUGUGAACUAUUGAAUGCUGUUGCAAUCAGAGUAUGAUCUCAUACCAAAUAUCUACAAUCUCACCAAGAACAAGUAGAUCUAUUGGAAGCAUGCAUUUUCUAAAUGUAAGGUCAGUCAUUAUUGAAUCACACAAAAAGGAUAGUAAGUAACCAUGCCCACGGUAAUAGUGUUAUCAAGUUAAUGGUAUUUAUGUCUACAAUACAUUUUGGGUGAAAGACACUUUAUUGUCACGACAUAUAAUCAUUACAAGAAAUCUGCGUUGUUUACAGUCUAAACUUUAUAUUGUAUCUUCAACUUUAUAAUGCUUAGAUCUGCGUUAACCUAUAGAUCUAUAUCGUCUACCUGAGUAUAUGUACGUGUGCAGCUAUGGCCUUCUCAAGACUUGCUCUGAGCUUACUACUAGGACUGACAGUGUGUGUUGUAUGGGUGCAUGCAAUGGUGCGACUGGCAGCAUCCAAUGAGCCCAAUGGCACUGAUCACACUGGAGAAAUUAUCUCCUUCUCUGAUAUUGGAUCAGGACUAGCAGAUCUACUGCGUCCCUGGUAUUGCUACAUCGAGCCUGGUGGUGUAGUGUGGCAGGGUCCUGGUAUGAGUGAAUUGCCCAUAGUUACCGACAGGGAUGCAGUUGGGGAUGAACUGUUCAUCAGUGGUGUUGUUAAUCCUGCUGCUGUUGUUCUGCAUCGUGGUCCCACACACUUCAGUCCUGAUGGAGAACACUGCUGUGCGAGGAUUGUUAUAGACGGUGCACUGUGCCGGUUAUGGAGGUUGUGAGGAGAUGUGUCACCUUCACCACCAAUAUGGCCACCUAUACCUGUGACACUGGGUACACCAUCAGUGGAGCUACUCCGAUAACUUGUAUGAGUGAUGGUACUAGUGCUGGUACCUGGUCUCCACCACCUCCCACUUGUACAAUCGUCACCUGCCCUGUCCUAACCCCCCCUACCAAUGGAGCCUUGUCCACCACUAGUCGGGACUACCUCACCUCUGUUACAUACAGCUGUGAUACUGGCUACGUCCUCACUGGUAAUAGUAUAGUGAUACUGUUAGACAAUGUCAAGCUACUGGUCUGUGGACAGGGGAGGCACCAACUUGUCCACCUGUUGACUGUGGACCACUGACUAUUAAUAACGGAGCAGUGAACACAUCCUCUGGAACCACCUUCAUGAUGACUGCUACCUACACCUGUAACACUGGAUACAACAUUGUUGGUAGUGUGAGCAGAACUUGUGGAGCAAGUGGAACAAGUGGAGCAACUACACUAACUGAUGGAGUUUGGAGUCCAACUGCACCAGUUUGUGAACUUGUCAACUGUGAAGCACUUGCCAACAUCUCCAAUGGAGCAGUGGACACAUCCUCUGGAACCACCUUCAUGGUGACUGCUACCUACACCUGUGACACUGGCUACGCUCUCAUUGGAGUAAAUGCUCAGACUCCAGUGGUGAUGAGUCAUCUCCCCUCUCACGAUUACGAGGAGUUGGGCAAAGUACAGGAGGAGGCUACCUAUGAGGUGGUGGACCAGCCACGCCCCCUUCCUCAUGCAGUCUGCCAGCGCAGCUUAUGCACCUACUGACUCAACGUCAACACAGAUAUAUAUAUACUUAAAAACAACACAGUCUAUCAGUGUAUGCAUGUGUCCUAUACCUCGUACAUAUCUGACCAUGCAUAUUGCCGUUUUUAAAGCAGUGUUCACUAGCUGAUCACUUGU